CACCUAAUCCGCUCCCAUUUUAAAAGAGAAAAUUAAGAACAUGAAUUUCCGCUCUCUAGAGCUCCAAUCUUCUACUUAAAUCUUCCCUCCAUCGAAUCUCUAUCCAUCUCAGUUCGAUCAUCAACAUCUUCCUCGUUCGAAAGCCGUUUCUCUCACGCGAUUUUGUGCCGGAAAAUGUCUUGCGAGCUUGAAACUGCUCCUCCAACGCUCAGAACAGUCACAAUCUCGUAUUCGGAGCUCCAGGAUAAAGAUGGAGAUUUGUCGAUGAAGAUUGAGAAUGGUUUUGGGCCCGAUGGAUUGGGGAUUAUAUCCAUUUCAGAUGUUCCAGGAUUUUCUUUAUUACGCCAAAAUCUCUUACAUCUUUCCCCCCGAUUAGCAAGACUUCCUGAAGAGGUGGCGAAGGAGCUUGAAGAUCCAGAUAGCAGGUAUGGCUUUGGAUGGAGUCAUGGAAAGGAGACGCUAGAGUCUGGUAAACUUGACAUGUUGAAAGGCUCUUUUUUCGCAAAUCCAGUUUUAGACACACCAACGACUGAGGAUUUUCUUAUACAACGGUAUCCAUCAUAUUGUAGGCCAAAUAUAUGGCCUAGCAAUGCUUUGCCUAAACUUGAAGAGGCAUUCAAGGCUCUUGGGAAGCUAAUGUUGGAUGUCGGAUUGAUGUUGGCUUAUCACUGUGACCGAUAUGUAACCAAAGGGGACCUGUCGCGCAAUGAUGAAAGCCUCAAGCAGAUACUUCUGCGUUCUCGGUGCCACAAAGGUCGUCUGCUGUAUUACUUUCCACCACCACAGAGUGAUUGUACCCAAGAUCUUGGCACCAUGUCAUCUUGGUGCGGAUGGCAUACUGACUUUGGUUCUCUUACAGGUCUUACCCAUGGUAUGUUUACAAGAGAUGGUGUAGAAAUAGCAUGCCAUGAUAGUGCUGCUGGCCUUUAUAUUCGAACGCGAACUGAUCAGAUUGUCAAAGUUAUCUUUGGAGAAGAUGAAAUUGCAUACCAAAUUGGCGAAACUUCAGAAAUACUAUCAAGAGGUCGUCUUUGUGCAACACCACAUUGUGUUCAGGCGCCUAAAGGAGAAAAGGCUUUAGGUGUGGAACGUUCAACUUUCGUUCUGUUCAUGCAACCUGACUGAGGCUGUUACACCAGCUGUUUCAGUUGCCGUUUGAUGAGGACAUCACAUCACGUACACUUUUCCGUACGUAUCAAAGGAGGAGGCGGGCCCUCCAAUUUCUCCGUAGCUAGGCAAGUAUUCAUGUUGAAGACCCCAUGUGCAUGUGGGAGCAUCUGAGAGACCCCACACUAGGAAGAUGCACAUGAGUUGCUUUAGGGAGUGAUUUGGACCGUUGGAUUUGAGGGACACGACGAUCGGGCCGUUGGAUCGCAUGGAUUACAUGAUCGGGUCAUUGAUUGUGAACCAUUCUCG
Molecule: messenger RNA, 1416 nt
Organism: Magnolia sinica
Lineage: Eukaryota; Viridiplantae; Streptophyta; Magnoliopsida; Magnoliales; Magnoliaceae
Exons: 14
Coding region: 175-1125 (316 amino acids)
Source: RefSeq, a predicted model, not a curated record